AAAUACAUGACAAGACUAUAAAUUUUCCAAUGAGAUAUAAAAAGAUUAUAGUGAACAAACAAAGACACCAUUAACUAACUCCAUACCCCUCUUGCCUGCACAAUAUACCUUGCUCUUCAUUUCUUUGUGCAAAAGCCAACAUUACCCAUUCAGCUUUCUCUUUUCUCUCUAAAGAAAUCAUUGUUUUUCUUCUACUUGUUUUGUUUACUUUUUAAUCAAACUGACAAACUUGAGCUUGUCAUUGGAUUGAUUCAUGGAGAAAUUUCCAUCCGGUCUUCGUGUACUUGUUGUUGAUGAUGAUCCAACUUGGUUGAAAAUUCUUGAAAAGAUGCUUAUCAAGUGUAACUAUGAAGUAACAACAUGUUGUUUAGCAAGAGAAGCUCUUGACGUACUUCGUGAAAGAAAAGGCGGAUUCGACAUUGUAAUAAGUGAUGUUAAUAUGCCUGACAUGGAUGGUUUUAAACUUCUUGAACACGUUGGUCUCGAGAUGGAUCUACCUGUUAUAAUGAUGUCUGUGGAUGGAGAGACAAGCAGAGUGAUGAAAGGUGUUCAACACGGAGCAUGUGAUUACCUUCUUAAGCCUGUUCGAAUGAAAGAACUUCGAAUUAUAUGGCAACAUGUUUUUAGAAAGAAGAUGCAAGAGGUAAAAGAGAUUGAGAGUCAAGAAGGAAUUGAAGAUGCUCUAAAAAUGAGAAAUGGGUUAUAUGAGUUUGAUGCUAUUAGUCACUUACUAAGUGGAGAUAACAGUGGCUCAAGUUCAGCAAAGAAACGGAAAGACAUGGAAAAUCAUGAUCUGGAUGAGAACGACUUCAAUGAUCUUUCUUCCUCGAAGAAGGCUAGAGUGGUGUGGUCUGUUGAUCUACAUCAGAAGUUCGUCAAAGCAGUGAAUCAUAUUGGUUUUGAUAAAGUUGGUCCAAAGAAAAUUCUGGACUUGAUGAAUGUUCCAUGGCUAACAAGAGAAAACGUUGCUAGCCACCUGCAGAAAUAUAGGAUGUACUUGAGUAGAUUGCAGAAACAUAAUGAUCCUAAGAAUUCUUUCGGUUCGAUAAAACAACCAGAUAUCACUUCUAAGGAUCAUCCUCCAACUAGCUUCAGCUUUCAAAGCUCGAGCACAAUGCAACAACGUAGUACUUCACCAAGUUGCAGCUUUGGGUACUCAGCAGAUAACGUUCUUAUCCAAGAUGUCAGCUCUACGAAUAUGUAUGAAGAUGUUAAUGGCAUUGGCUCCUCCUUCAUGUCAGCUAUAAAACCUAAAGAAGCUUCCUCUGAUGAUUUUAUUGCUGCCCCGAAGGCAAGUCAUAAAUCAUUCGCAUCUAUCACUCCGCAGCAGAUAUCUUGGGGUAGGGAAACUCAGCAGACACUGUUCAUGGAAGAACCAAAAGAAGAACAUAAACCUUAUCCAUACAUAGAUCAACCACAGCCUAGUUUAGAGCACCAAAUGAUCCAACAUCAAUCAUUACCUUUCGCUAUCUCUGGAACUUUAGUCACUGCUGAGAGAGGUAGAAGCCUUGCAAGGGAUAUCGUAUCUCCCUAUACAAGAUGCACGACUGAUUUAUUUUCUGCUCAAUCUGAUACAGACUGUACCGUAAAUACCCAAGCUUUUGGGGAGAUGUUCAGUAGAUUACCAAGCAUUAAAAAUCAAAAUCUUGAACAAGACUUACUUCUUGAUCUAGAACCUGAACAACAAUACUUCAUUAAGCGAAGUGGUUCAACUUCUGUAUCCUCUGAAGAGGAUCAGCAGCUCGUCUCAGUUCAGGAUUAUGGUUACUUCGAGAAUGUUGAGCCAAAUAACAGAUGCGUCUUGGAAGAUUAUUCGGAGCCAAUUACUGAACUUUCAAGUUCACAGUUAUAUGAUGGACAGAAGCUUAACAGUGCUUAUCUCUACGAAAUCAUGGAAUACCCCAACGUGGAUCAACUUCUAUUCAUAACAUGAGUACAAAAAUGAGUCUUGCUUAAAGAUGGGACGGUGAAGCAAAACAAUGUUGUUUGUGAUGGCUGGUGAUCUUAAAACAAUGCUCUGUUUGUUAUUAGUGCUAUAUAAAAACUUGAAGUUUGUCAUGACCCUUCUUCUCACCAGGGUUAGAGAGACGUCGAAACAUGUACAACAGACGAAAGUAGACGAUACUUUCUUCUGAUACCUGAGAUAAAGCACAUGCUGUUGGUAACA
Papaver somniferum (opium poppy) is the source of this 2167-nucleotide messenger RNA. Its product is annotated as two-component response regulator ORR26-like. NCBI's taxonomy places the organism in Eukaryota, Viridiplantae, Streptophyta, Magnoliopsida, Ranunculales, Papaveraceae. The coding region runs from base 254 to 1933 and encodes 559 amino acids. The transcript is spliced from 5 exons. Gene Ontology annotation, molecular function: DNA-binding transcription factor activity; DNA binding. The record is from RefSeq and is a predicted model, not a curated record. Gene Ontology annotation, biological process: cytokinin-activated signaling pathway; phosphorelay signal transduction system.